GGAGCUAAAAGGAGAGCAGCAGCGCUCGGAGCGAGCAUCCCGGACAGACAGCAGCGCAGGCAGCACUCUGCUCCCUCCGUCGUGGCACCUCGUCGCUCCUCCGUGUUUUGAUGGGUUAAUCUGCGACGGGAAACCGAGCAAAACAUCCACCGAGACAAUCCGAGCCGGGACGCCGGAGAUGGAAUGACACGUUUCCCUCCGGAGGGCACUUGUUCGCCGUGACUCUUGCGGAGCUUUCGCCGGGUCGCGUCCACCGCUAGUUUUCGGCACCUUUUCACCCUGUCUGAUGUCCACCUGUUACCGCGAGGUCCACACCUGCAGACAGACUCACCACGGAGCCGCACAGGCGCACAGCUACUACUGAGAUGGCCCGUGCAGAGACCAUCGAGAGCGUUGCAGAAACUGGAGGAGGCGCAAACGGACCUCUUCCCAACACCUGCCGCAUGGAGCUGCCUCACUCCCUGCACACCUGGCCCGGUCUGCACCUCCAUCACAAUCACCACCACCUGCCCACCUGGCAGGCUCCCUACCCGUCGUACCCGCUGCCUUACCCCGACCCGCAGGGCCAGAACCAGCCCCGGACUCACCAGCAGUUACCUGCGUUAUCGCCAUCAGCAACGCCGCCUCCUUCUUCGCCGCUCUGCAGCCGGAGGGACGAGAGGAACCGAGGCACCGUUGCACCCAGUGACAUCUCAGGAGAGCAGUCAGACUCGGACAGAGAGGACCGUCUGCAGGCCUCCAGCCGACAGGGACCUCCGCCCGACCUGCUGCCCCAAAACGAGCACCCGUCCUGGGCCUCGCCGCAGCACCGAGCCCCCAGGGGAGAGGCGGUGCAGGAGCUGGAGCUCAGGAGAGUGGCCAACCAGCUGAGGGCGAUCGGAGACGAGUUCAACGCCACGGUCCUGCGCAGAGUGCACGUCGCCCCCCACUGGCAGGACUGGAGAGACGUUUGCCGAGGACUGGUCAACUUCAUCGCCCAGACGCUCAGCACUCUGUACCGGCUCACGUAGACCCGGAACUGCCGGUUGAGACUUUUCUAUUUUUUUACGUUCUUGGACUUCUCGUCACUUGAUCCUGGAGGCGUGAAGCUGAAAACAAGAACACUUGCUUGAACUAAAGGAAUGGGGAGGACGACGUUUAGCAGCCGGAGUCGGGCUGCUCCCUGUGGAAACUGGACCCUGCCUGUCUGUCUGACUGACCGCUCGUCCGUCAGUCGGUCUGCUGGUACAGACUGCAGCUGAUGGACCGACAGUCGCCUGUAUAUUCUGUAAAAUCAUUCUGUUCUCGUCGUGUCUCGGGGGUCGGCUCAUGAUGUAGCAGGUGUGAGUUGCUGUGUGUUUGUGCGCAUUGAGGACCAGGGUCAGACUGAAACGUCGAUUUCAAAAUAAGGUUUUAUCCAGUUGGGAAAAUUUCACACAUAUUUCAAAACUGGGGGUUUGGACGCUGCGUUAUCGUCCCGAGUUUCUUCGUUUAGCUGUGAUUUCAGCCGACGUUUUGCAGGAGGACGCUUCAUGUCCAACUCUUCCUGCAUCUGCUUCUUCUUCUGCUGCGGAGAUUCGGACCCUCUGAACCCUCUUUGUCAGAUUUGACCCUCGUCCGACGUGCGCAUAUCGCCGUCGUGUCUUUAUCGUGCAACCUGUGUCCCCUUAAACUGUGAAGCUGGACGCUGUGGUUGCAUCGCAGGGAAAAGUCGGGUGUUAUUCCACUAUGGAGCAAAGCGCAGAGCCAAACCUCUCUCCCCAAAUCUGAAGAAAAAAAACAAAAACAAAACUGCUUCAUUUCAUCGUACAACGUGCCUUUCCGCUUGGCGCUCUGUCGAGGCUUAAUCUCCAACACCAGGACAAUCAGCUACACAAACACACAUGCAGUGAAAAACAAAACUCUUUUAAAGUGCUUUGUUUGCAGCCACUAAGUUCAUUUGCAUCGCGUUCAAACAGUUUGAGGUCAUUUCAGGACGGGAGCAGCUUUUAACUCUCAGCCAAACCUUCGGCCGCGCCGUUCGUGCUGCCGACAGUGUUCACAGCCACUCGAUCGACUGUAAAUAUCCUUUCGGAAGACAAAUCUUAACUUAUCCAGAGGUUCUUACGGACUUUAGGAGUACUCGUCGAAGUCCACUGCGUUUGGGAGAUGUUCAUGUAUUUCUGAGUGGCCGUCGGCAACAGUCGUCUGAAUUUAAAUCCAGUGGAUUUGAGAAGGUAUUUCCAUGAGUUAAAUGAAAAAAAAUAUAUGAUUUGGAUCUUUUUGAUUGUCGAAAAACAAGUAUUUGAUGAUGUUUGUACAAUGACCCCUUCGGUUGUGCGACUAUUUUCAUUGUAGUUUAAGAGAAAAUGUUAAUAUGGUAAUUUAUUUUGAAUAGUAGCCUAUCUGUAGCUUGUUUUUUUUGUUUUCUGCAUUAUUUUUGUUUUUUUUUAAAUGUAUUUAUUUUUUCUUACAUUCCUGAUCAAAGUUCUGCUUUACGUUGUAUUUGAGUUGUAACUGUUAAAACAAGAGAUUGAACAACACGGGAGCUACACACUGAAAAGCAUCACUUUUUAAGAUUCAGAAAUUCAGGAGCUGUCGCGAAAACGGACUCGAUCCAUUCAAACGGUACAAAUGUUUUAGAGCAAUGGUCCUCGUUAUUACCUUCACAGAUGAUCCAGAGCGCGCUGUCUUCGUCCACGGAGCGGCGAACUGUUUACGUGACGAUUACGGAGAGCAAUGUGAUGUGAUGGCGUUUGAUGUGUUUGUCAGAAAAGUCCCAGAAUUGUCCCUUUUUUUUUUUUAAAAGCACAAAGAAAUGAGCAUCCCAGAGUCACAGCAAUACUCUAAAAUUUUCGUUCGACAGCUUAAAAUGACUGAACUGAAACCAAACUGAGGCGUCAGUCGGGUGUUUUUAUUGUGAAUUCAGUUCUGAGGCUGUGUGGGUCGGCCGGUGCUACACGUCUGUACUGUAACGUACUUUGGCUUAAAGCGGCUGCUUGAUGGAGUGUUUAAACUUUGAUUUCAGGAAACGAAGGCCCUUCAGCAGAGACGUGUUUGUCAUCAGGGUUUUGUUUUGUUUUGCCAUUUCCACGAUCCCACUCUCACUUGGCCUUAGCGACACCGUUCUGUUUGUUCUCUUUCAUCCCAGGGCCUUGUUCUGGAUGUACAAAGUCAUAAAGAUGCCUGUAGAUGCUCAGCUAAACACAGACCAGCAUGGCAGACGCGUCAUGUACCGCUUGUGUAUCGGUGUUUGUGGGGCGCUUUGCCGUCAUGGCGUCGCCCUUCGGCCCGCGGGUCGCCCUUCGGCCCGCGGGUCGCCCUUUGGCCCGCGGGUCGCCCUUCGCUCGCCUCCGGUCGCUCUUCUCGUCAGAGGCGGCCUCUCGGUGGAGCGCUCGCCUCCGUGUCAGUCACAUGCAGUGUGUAUUUGCCGUUUUUCAACUUUUUUCUAUUGUAAAAUUUCUACAUGAAUUUUGUACUUAUUUCUUUUUUUUAUACAAUAAAGAUAAGAAUAAAUAUA
Molecule: messenger RNA, 3478 nt
Organism: Stegastes partitus (bicolor damselfish)
Lineage: Eukaryota; Metazoa; Chordata; Actinopteri; Pomacentridae
Gene: bbc3
Product: BCL2 binding component 3
Exons: 4
Coding region: 366-1010 (214 amino acids)
Source: RefSeq, a predicted model, not a curated record